Messenger RNA from Pichia kudriavzevii, 2952 nucleotides. RefSeq lists its product as uncharacterized. Bases 1 to 2952 code for a protein of 983 amino acids. The record is from RefSeq and is a predicted model, not a curated record. Gene Ontology annotation, biological process: mitotic sister chromatid biorientation; protein localization to kinetochore; mitotic spindle assembly checkpoint signaling. NCBI's taxonomy places the organism in Eukaryota, Fungi, Ascomycota, Pichiomycetes, Pichiales, Pichiaceae. The transcript has a single exon.
AUGUACAACCGUUUAUUUCUGUAUAAUUUUGGCACCACAACCCGAAAUAUGGAUGAUAUAACCAAAGAAGCCAGAGGCAAAGAAAUAAGACGUCUUUCGCUACCAUUUAACGGGGAUCAUGCCUUUUAUAUUCCAAACAGAAGGCACACAUUAGUCCCUGUUCGAAGUAUUCUAAAACAAAAGUUAGGUGAGAAUAAUACAAUAAGCUUGUCAUCUGAUGUAUAUUUGAAAGAGAAGAGACGGGUGUCUUUUGCACCAGAAGUAACUUUACAUAAGAUUGAUUACAGGAAAUGUGAUGAGAACUCGAGCUCUAAGAGGAAGAGUUCCAAUCAGGCAUCAGGUAACGAGAAACUAAGCACCUCACAAUAUAUUGGAAAGAUUUAUGACGCACCGAAUCAACACGAAGCUCCUAACAACUUGGAAACUGCUCAUGAGAAUAUUGAGCCUAAUCUGACAAGUACUCAAAAUGAUUUUAUUAUUGAUGAAGAUACUCAAACUAUGGAAAUGAGUAUUGAACUCACACAACAGAUUUUAAAACAACAAGAGCUUGUGAAAGAGCAACAUAAUGUACAAACUCAAGACAGUGGUAAUAAUAUUACAAUAGAAAAUUUUCGAGAUCUUUUUAAUGAGGUUGAGGAUAAUGACCAAAGUGAAAUGGAAUUCACCGAAACAGCUCAAACUAAAGACUUGCAGGAUGACGGGCCCAGGAUUGACAAUAAGAGAUUUUCGCAGAAUGAUCUACCAGAGGAAAUGAGUAUGGAAUUGACACAGCCGAUAAAAGAGCUGCCAAGCGAUCGCUCUGGGGCAUUCAGCGGCUCUACCACAGCAAUAGUUAAACAGCUGGACAGUGAACCAGAAUUUCGUAGAGAAGAUAAAGUUGAUUUUCACCCAACUAAAAGAGAUCUUGGAAGCUUGAUGGGACACUCUCCCUCAACUUCUGAGUCUGUUCCCACACAGGCAUUGCAAGAGAAAACAGAGGAGUUUACUGAGAUGGAGUUUACAGAGCCAAUUCAUAGUGAUAAAUUGCAACUUGAGCCAAACACCCAUGUUAAUGAAAAAAAUGAUGACAAUCAAGAAAUGGAAUUCACCCAACCAGUUGAUAGAGAUACAUUUUUCCUUCAAAAAGAAUCAGAGCAGCAGUCAAGCUCUGAAGAUAAAUUGACUACAGUGGAGGAAGUUUCAGAACCUUCUACAAGUGCGUCUACAGAUAAUUUUAGUCGAGUAGAGGUCGAGAAUAAAGAAAACAUGAUUAAUAUAUCUUCCGACUCCAGUGGGAAAAUGAAACUUCAGCAAGACAUUAGAGCUAUUGGAAAUGGACAAACAGAAGAGAGUAUAGUAACCCAAUUGGAGCCUCAAAUUUUUCAUGAUGAUUCUGCAAAUAGUUCCACCAAUGAUGUACCAGAUUCAAGUGAGUUGGAAACAUCAUUAAUAGGAACAGAAAUCGUACCUCUCGCUGAAAUCACUGGUGAUUCUACGGAGAACGGCGCUUAUGAUUCUGAUAAUUCUUUUACAGAUGAUAACCACCUAAACGUUUCACUUGAUGUGUUUCUAAAUGAUGUUGGCAUUCAGUUUUUUGAUCAUAUUGGUCCGUCUGAAAGUGAAAUUCAAAACACAUUAUCAUUACUUUCUGAAAUUGAUCCAACACAUAACCCCAGAUCUCCAUCGGUUGCCGAUUCAACUUCUUCUUUAUCGACCCCUUCAUCCAUAAACACUAAAAGAACAAAUAUCAUUGACUAUAUUGAUGCCUGCUCAAAUAUUCCGUAUUACCAUUAUCUAGUACAUUUGGUAAACCAAUACCGCUCCUCUAUUCAGUCAAUCUCAACGAUGGUUAACACUUUUUCUAAUGAUUUUCUUGAGUCGAAUCCAACAGCAAUCAGAGAAUAUUAUCAACAAGCCGAAGAAGUAAAGAAUGAUCUCUGCACUAAUUACCAAGCGAUUGCUAUUUUUACCAGGAAACAAUCCAAGUGCCAGAAUUUGAGGUUUGUGACAAGUCUAUUGAACCAAUUAUCGAUAUCUUACGAGCGAUCCAAUGAACAAUUGGAAAGCGAUUUAGGUGUUGCCAUUGAUUGGAGAAAAAACGUUUUGAUUGAACGACAGAAGAUGAUUGAACAAAAAGUUCUGCUGGAUCAAAUUAUUCAAAAAAUUAACUCUUUGAAGAGCAACCUGAGCAUUAGUAAUAUGAAUAAAAUCAAAGAUGCAAGGAAGCAACUUGUGGAAAUUGAACAGCAACACGAUUCUACGAAAGAAAAAAAUCAAAAGUAUACUAGUAUUGUUGAGGAUAAGGAGAAAUUGAUAAUAGAGAAGCAAAAUAUUAGAGACCAACUAAAAUUAGAGGUUGCUGAACUUAAAGAGGAAAUUUAUAGGAAGCAGAUUCCUUCUUUGGGUGACCUCAAGAAGAAGAAGCGGAAAUUAGAAAGUCUUGAGUCAUCUAAGAAAGUGAAAAUACUCGGGGCAGACCCAAUUGUUUUAUUAAUAUCAGAUGUUCUUCAGGUAAAGUUUAUACCCAUUGCUUCGAAUUACAAGGUCAGUGUAUUUGUAUAUAAGGCGGAAAGAUUCUUCCCAUUUUCAUCUCUAGUCGAUAGAUUCAUUAAUUCUCACGAACAAAAUAUUGAAUACAUGGAGACAGCCUCUUUCAUUAGAACGAUCAGACGUAAAUGGAUCAGUUUUAUCAAUUUAUGGAAAGAGAUUACAACUAUAUAUUAUUUGCAUUCAGGGAAGCUCGAUGAAGACAAAUUUGUGUUUCAUGUCUCAUUGUAUGUUGACGAAUUUGAAGAUUGUUUAGAGUUCGCAUUAGAGGGAAGGCUGGAUGAUUUACUUGACCCCGAGACUGACAUCAAGGUAAAAUUGACCGUUCAAUCUACAACAGAAACAAAUUACGACAGUCAUAUGCUUUUAGAUAUGUUUAAAUCCUCGUUUAAGAAUAAUAAUGUAGUAAAUAGAUUUGUAAGCUGA